AUGUUCGCUGCCAUGGCCAUCCUCCUCUCCUCCAUCGCUAGCCGGCUGAGGCUCCGCCGCAGGAACAAGAGGAUCACGUCCUCUUCGGGCAAUCCCCGCCCACCUUUCUUCUCCUGCGGCGGCGGCGGCGGCGGCGACACCCUCGGCCCUUUUGUGAAGCCCAAGACGACGAGGAAGCUCAAGGGGCCGUCCAGCAAAAGAUUCGCGGAGCAUGGUCAGGACGGCGGCACGGUGGACGACGACGACGUCGGCGAGCCGUGCCUGUGGCGGCGAACGAUACUGCUCGGCCAGAGGUGCCAGCCGCUGGAGUUCAGCGGGGCCAUACACUACGACAACGAUGGGCGGCGGCUCUGGCAUGCACGGACUCCGCUCCUGAGCCCCGGCCGUUCUUCGGAAUUCGGAUACAUUGGUAGGGCAUGA
This is a messenger RNA of Triticum turgidum subsp. durum (durum wheat), 420 nucleotides long. The record is from the annotation of a GenBank genome assembly. NCBI's taxonomy places the organism in Eukaryota, Viridiplantae, Streptophyta, Magnoliopsida, Poales, Poaceae.